AUGAGGCCUCUCAAAGAAACGCAAGUUUUGCAGACUGAUCUAAACACUGAUACACUCAGUGUCGAUCAGAAAAAAGCCGAUGAUGAAGUUUUGGAAAGGCUGGGCUAUAAACCUGUGCUGAAAAGAAGCUAUAACUAUUUUCAUAAUUUUGCAACCAAUUUUGCUGCUCUCUAUUUUAUCGGUGGUGUGAGAGUUACAUUCUCGACUGGUAUAGCUGCGGGUGGCAACCUGGCUUAUUGGACAAGCUUCUUGGUUACCUGUUUCUUUACAUUUAUAACAGCCUCCGUGAUAGCGGAGAUAUGCUCAUCUUUACCACUUGCUGGCUCUAUCUACCUAUGGGCAGCAGAAGCAGGUGGCCCUCGCUUCGGGCGAUUACUUGGUUUCAUUGUCGCAUGGUGGAGUACGACUGCAUGGACAACUUUCUGUGCCAGUAAUACUCAGGGCGCUGUCAAUUACAUGCUUUCGGAAAUUGUUGUAUUCAAUUUGGACUUUCCUUCUGACCCUGAAGAUGUUAAGUUUCGAGCUGUGCAAUGGAUUUGUACCGAAGUGUUGUUAGCAACUGCUGCAAUCUGGAACUUACUUCCCCCUCGCUACUUCAAGUGGAUUUUUUCCCUCUCUACUGCAUUUGUGCUCUUGGAUUUUGCGCUCAACAUGAUAUGGUUGCCGGUUGCGACGAGUCGCACAAUAGGCUUUCGAUCAGCACAUGAUGCAUUUCUCACCACUUACAACGGUACAGGAGCACCCGAAGGAUGGAAUUGGUGUCUCUCGUACCUAGCUACUGCUGGUAUUUUGAUAGGAUUCGAUGCCUCCGGCCAUGUUGCAGAAGAGACCAAGAAUGCAGCAACUUCCGCAGCUAGAAGUAUAUUUUGGGGCACAGUGGUCAGCGGAGUUGGAGGGUUCGCUGUCGUUAUCUUAUUUCUUUUCUGUGCACCUGAUACCGACACGUUGUUCUCAUUUGGAGGCACUCAACCAUUUGUUCCAUUAUACGCUGUCAUUCUUGGUAAUGGAGGACAUAUUUUUAUGAAUGUAGUCUGCGUUCUCGCUCUUUGGUUUAAUACCGCAAUUGCGAUUCUUGCCGCAUCUCGUCUAGUCUUUGCUGUGGCUCGAGAUGGUGUGCUUCCAUUCUCGAGCUGGACAGCACGAGUUGUGAAUGGACAGCCGCGCAACGCCGUCAUUGUAGUUUGGGUUAUUUCUUCCAUAAUUACGUGCACCAUAUUGCCUUCCUCAGUUGCUUUUACAUCUCUUGUAUCGGCAGCCGGCGUACCAUCAGCAGCUGCUUAUGGAUUGAUCUCUUUUGGCCGCUUAUUCUUCACGCCCAAGAACUUCCCCAAGCCUGCUUGGAGUUUGGGCCGUCUUAGCAAACCGUUUCAGGCCAUAUCGGUGAUAUGGAAUGGCUGGGUCGUUGCAGUCUUGUAUUCGCCCUACAUAUUUCCCGUGUCAGCUAGCACAUUGAAUUAUGCGCCGGUGAUCAUGGCUAUUGUCACGAUUUUCGCGCUCAUCUCGUGGUGGAUCAUCCCAGCGGAAAAGUGGCUUCCAAGCAAAAGUAUCGAACACAUGCUGCACGCAGACGAUAUGGAGCAAAAUUCGGACUCAGCUUAGUUCAUGUCAUGGGGUCAUAUGAUUUUGGUUCACUAUUGUUUU
Messenger RNA from Talaromyces stipitatus ATCC 10500, 1641 nucleotides. Its product is annotated as amino acid transporter, putative. The record is from RefSeq and is a predicted model, not a curated record. The transcript is spliced from 10 exons. Gene Ontology annotation, cellular component: membrane. Gene Ontology annotation, biological process: transmembrane transport. Lineage: Eukaryota; Fungi; Ascomycota; Eurotiomycetes; Eurotiales; Trichocomaceae. Gene Ontology annotation, molecular function: transmembrane transporter activity. Bases 1 to 1599 code for a protein of 532 amino acids.